ACUCGGUUUCCACUAGCCACCCAAGUUGGGGGAGACAGCAAUGCAGAAAGCUCGAGUUCAAAUUCAAUUUCAAACCGAACAAAGCCUAAAACAAAGGCUAUAAAUACUUGAAAUAUAGAUCAAGAUGUUGACUUCAUCUCCCUCAACAGCUUACAUGUGGCGAGAUCUACGCACGCCCCACUUUUCUCAAUUGUGAUUCCAACAUUUGAUCUCAUCAUCCAAGGACACCCUUCCAAAAAAAUCACCACUUUGUGUCUCUCCCAUAGUUGACAAUUUCUACGUUGAUGUCACUGGAUUAGUUGUGCCUUUUCACUUUGCGUUAGGUACUGACUCCCAUCUUCCAAAGUCUUGAUCUGAAAAUUCUCUAGUCCCUCGUCUUCUUCGAUCCCAAGAGCAAUGUCGAUCUUGAGCAGAAGCAAUGCAAACAUGGGCAACCCUUUGUUCCACGAGUUCAAGAAGCAAGCCUCCUUCUUUUUGAAGGAGAAGAUCAAGACCGCCAGAUUGGUCCUCACGGAUGUCACUCCGGCUCAGCUGUUGACCGAGGACGCUAUCAAUGGAAAUUCAUGGGGUUCGCCGGACACACGGACGCUGGGUAGAAUCUCGAAGGCAGCUUUUGAAGUUGACGAUUACUGGAGGAUCGUGGAUAUAUUGCACGACAGCUUGUCCAGAUCUGACAAAAAGAACUGGAGGAUCUCCUAUAACUCUCUGAUUGUGCUCGAGCACUUAUUGACCCAUGGACCAGAGAGCGUGGCAGAGGAAUUCCAGAGCGAUAAAGACAUCAUCGCGCAAGCCGGGAGCUUCCAAUAUAUUGAUGAGAAGGGAUUCAACUGGGGUCUAGCAGUCCGAAAGAAAUCGGAGAGAAUACUGAAGCUCCUAGAGAAAGGGACUCUUCUCAAGGAGGAGAGGGAGCGAGCUCGGAAACUGACCCGGGGGAUCCAAGGAUUCGGAAGUUUCUGCCAGCGGGCUUGCUCGACGCAGAGCAUCCUAGAAGAUUUUUCGUUGAAACCCUAUGGAAGAUGCAAUUCUCAGCCUGAAAACCAGGAGAACGAAGCCCCAGAGGGAGAGCUGACAAAGAAUGCCGGAGCUUCAGAGCAAAACACCGACAAAGCAAGAGUAUUUCCCGGUUCGGCCAAAGUAACAGAGAAUUCGAGCUGUGAUGAUGCUUCGCUCGAGAUUUACCGAUCCGGGACAAGUUUCGAAGAGAACAUGGAACCGAGCAAGGAAGCGGAUGCGAUGCAGAGACACAAAUGGAACUGCAUUAGGGAGUCUAGACCACUUCUGGAUGGUAAGGGUGAUUACUUCAACAGUGCGGUUGAUGCAGAGGGUGAUCACCCUUUCAAUCACGCCGACCUCGAGUGCUCAGACUCCCUUAUUCCCGUGAGAAACUGAACUGGGCAGGGGAAACUACUGAGAUUUUGAGGAAAUAGGCGUUGCAGUUUCGUACCUGUAGUGUCGCUAAAUGAAGUGGGUUAAGGUUAUGCAUUUCUUGUCAUCUAGAGUAUUCGCUCGAUGUCACCGCUAGUGUAAGCUUGUUCUGCUUUCGAUAAUGUAAGAAAACCAGUUGCUAUGACUUCAACAGACAUCUCUGAUGAAAUCUCUUCUUUAGCUUGUGAA
Molecule: messenger RNA, 1614 nt
Organism: Syzygium oleosum
Lineage: Eukaryota; Viridiplantae; Streptophyta; Magnoliopsida; Myrtales; Myrtaceae
Product: epsin-3
Exons: 4
Coding region: 397-1389 (330 amino acids)
Biological process (GO): endocytosis
Cellular component (GO): endosome; plasma membrane; clathrin vesicle coat
Molecular function (GO): phospholipid binding; clathrin binding
Source: RefSeq, a predicted model, not a curated record